AUGUCAUCGGCAGGUUUUGGGUGUGUAGGUUGUUCGAUAAAGCCUGUUGGUAAUAGGAUUUUGCGGGAAAGAGUGGUGUGUUUGCUGGAAACGGUUGUGUCAAGAAAACCGGCAUUUGAGUUGUCAUUGCUUGGGCUAGCGGUGGCAUUGAGGGGUUCGUUUGCGCUUCCGGUGGUGUCUGGGUUAUCCACGGCGGGGGAAAUGUUGAUUGUGUACCGGUUGCCUGAAGUAAUGGUGGCAUCGCCUGAGGAGUUGCUUGUUGUUCUCUCGCCACCGGGUUAA
Molecule: messenger RNA, 282 nt
Organism: Lactuca virosa
Lineage: Eukaryota; Viridiplantae; Streptophyta; Magnoliopsida; Asterales; Asteraceae
Source: the annotation of a GenBank genome assembly